Cavenderia fasciculata is the source of this 525-nucleotide messenger RNA. RefSeq lists its product as uncharacterized. Lineage: Eukaryota; Evosea; Eumycetozoa; Acytosteliales; Cavenderiaceae. The transcript has 2 exons. Bases 1 to 525 code for a protein of 174 amino acids. The record is from RefSeq and is a predicted model, not a curated record.
AUGGCUACCAUCUUUCAAAGAUUUGUUGCCCCAUACAUUCCAAAGUCACUAAAGUCUGGUAGAUUCGUUGUUGGUGAAAACGGUUUCUUUGACGCUCAAACUUUCCGUUAUCCAGCUCCAGGUUCACAAACACCACCAGAUGUUUCAAACAAGGUUUUUAUCAAGUCUAGACCAUUGGCAAAGAUUUACAAAUACUUGAAAAAGAGAGGAGAAGUUCAAUACAUGCGUCCAAGUCCACUCUUUUGGGACACUGAAGCAGAGGAAGCUGGUCAUCAAAAGGCAAAGGAAUACUAUGAAAAGGAACCAUACCAAGUCACUCAACCACGUAUUGCCAACCCAAAGGAAUACGUUCGUCAAUUAAACGCCACCGAAGGUUUCGAUCUUCGUAACCUCAACAACUACAAGAAACACAAGUCUCAAUUGGAAGAUGCUUGUCUCCCAAAGGACAGAUACUUGUUUAGAUACGAAGAAUACCAUGUCGAUACUGGUGACCAUAUUCCAAAGAAGGUUGAUAAUUUGUAUUAA